AUGAGGUCAUUCGCCGUUGUGGCCUUAACGGCCGUGCUCGCCUCGGCCGCUCCGUUGUCCGACGCCGACUGCAAGUAUGCGGUCAAGGAGACGCAUCCCGUGCCCGGCAGCUUCGCAAGAGUCGGAGACGCGCCGCAGGACCAUCUCAUCCGCCUGAGCGUCGGCCUGAAGCAGUCCAACUUUGAGCAACUCGAGCGCGAGCUGUUCGAAGUCUCCGACCCUUCGCACCCGCGCUACGGCCAGCAUCUGUCGCAAGACGAUGUCACCCAGCUCGUCAAGCCGUCCGAGGAAUCCCUGGAGCUGGUGAAGGAAUGGAUCCAUCAGCACGUCCAUCCCGACGCCGUCGAGCACUCCUCCGCCAGCGACUUCUUGACCUUCACCCUGCCCGUCGCCUCCAUCGAGAAGAUGCUCGACACCAAGUACUCCACCUACCGCCACCGCGACGGCUUCGAACUCGUCCGCACCCCGCAGUGGAGCCUCCCCCUCCAUCUUCACGAGCACAUUUCCACCAUCCAGCCCACCAACGCCUUCAUGAGACCCUUUGGCCAGGCCAAGCUGUACCGCACAUCAGGCGGUACUCGAGCCCUCGAGCUUACGCAGGACGGCUCGGCAGACGCCGACUCCAAGUCGUCGGACAUUUCAAAGUCCUGCCAUGCAGAGAACGUCACCCCGCACUGUCUUCGCCUCCUCUACGGAACUUCUCAUUAUAAGCCCAAGGCCGGAGCCAAGGCCCAGAUUGCGCUCAAUGACUUCCUCGGCGAAAUCAACAACCGCUCCGACGCCAGGCUCUUCCUCGAACGCUUCCGCCCCAAGGCCGUCGGCGCCGCCGAGGCGUUCAAACAGAUCAGUGUCAAUGGCGGUAACACCCAGCAGACCCCCGAAAACGCAACACAGCUGAAGCAAGAAAUCGGUAUCGAGGGCAACUUGGAUGUGCAGACCAUCAUCGGCCAGACCUACCCCAUGAACGUCACCGCUUACUCCACCGGCGGCAACGCCCCGUACAUUCCGGACUCUCUGGAGCCGCCGAAUGAUCCCCAGAAUGAGCCGUACAUGAUCUGGCUGAACUACAUUCUCGCCCAAUCCGACAUCCCCUGGCAAGUCAUCUCCAACAGCUACGCAGAUGACGAGGACACCGUGCCUCCAUCCUACGCCCAGUCCGUCUGCGCAGGCUUCGCCCAGUUGGGAGCCCGCGGUGUCUCCGUCUUCUUUGGCAGUGGUGAUGCCGGUGUCGAGGGCGUCCAGGUCGGUGGCAAUUGCACCCUCAACACCAACCCCAACAAGAAGCAAUUCGUGCCGUGCUUCCCGGGCAGCUGUCCCUAUGUGACCACUAUUGGCUCGACCAGCGGCUUCAGCCCCGAGAGAGUGGCAUACGACCCUGCCAAUGGCUUCCGUCCCGGCGGUGGCUUCAGCAAUUACUUCGGCCAGCCGUCUUGGCAGAAGACCGCGGUUGAGAGCUACCUCAACAUCAUCGGCAACGCCAACAAGGGCCUCUUCAACACCUCCGGCCGCGCGUAUCCCGAUCUUGCCGCCUACGGUGUGAACUUCACCAUCGCCUGGAACGGCUCAUUUAUCCCCGUUGACGGCACUUCGUGCUCCACCCCGACCGCCGCAAGCAUCUUCGCUCUCGUGAACGACGCUCGCAUCGCCGCGGGCAAGUCCUCCUUGGGCUGGCUGAACCCCUUCAUCUACUCGACUGCCAACAAGGCCUUCACCGACAUCACCAUUGGUGAGACGCAAGGCUGCAACACGACGGGCUUCACGGCGCAGAAGGGCUGGGACGCUGCUUCCGGCUGGGGCACGCCGAAGUUCAAGGAGUUGCUUGAGGCGGCGGGUGUUGGAUCGUCGUGGAAUUAUUGA
Neohortaea acidophila is the source of this 1857-nucleotide messenger RNA. Its product is annotated as peptidase S8/S53 domain-containing protein. Gene Ontology annotation, biological process: proteolysis. The transcript is spliced from 4 exons. The record is from RefSeq and is a predicted model, not a curated record. Gene Ontology annotation, molecular function: serine-type endopeptidase activity; tripeptidyl-peptidase activity. Lineage: Eukaryota; Fungi; Ascomycota; Dothideomycetes; Mycosphaerellales; Teratosphaeriaceae. Bases 1 to 1857 code for a protein of 618 amino acids.